GCUCUGAAAGAAGCAAAGAGGUUCAAUAGAAAGAAGAUGAAAGGGGGGAGGCUUUUCUUCCUCUGGCAUUGUCUUCUUGUUUCGUCUCUUAAAGGGCCGGGUGGUGGUUGUCUAUUCAGAAACGUCUCUGUAGACCCGGUGUGUGUGUGUGGUGUUGGGGGGGGAGGUGUGUGGUUGUUAUAAUGUGGACGUAGUGGACAGCAGCUCAGCGCGCUGUAAAGCAGCAGAGAGCGGCGGGAUGGGCUCUGCUUCCAAGACCAGUUUUGCAGCGGCGGGCUGUCCGCAGAGCGAGCAGGGGGACGAGGUGGAGGAGGUGGAGGAGGAGGAGGAGGAGGAAGCGGGUCCGACGCGCGGCAGCGGCGUGUGCAAGUGGUUCAACCUGCGGAUGGGCUUCGGCUUCCUGUCCAUGAGCAGCCGGGACGGAGCUCCUCUGGAGGACCCGCUGGACGUGUUCGUCCACCAGAGCAAACUGCACAUGGAGGGCUUCCGCAGCCUCAGGGAAGGCGAAGCGGUGGAGUUCACCUUUAAGAGAUCCUCUAAGGGGCUGGAGUCUCUCCGGGUCACCGGGCCCAACGGAGCUCCGUGCCUGGGCAGCGAGAGGAGGCCAAAGAGCGCCCAGAGGCGGCGCUCCAAGGGGGACAGAUGCUACAACUGCGGCGGACCCGGCCAUCACGCCAAAGAGUGUCAGCUGCCCCCUCAGCCCAAAAAGUGCCAUUUUUGUCAAAGUGUUUCGCACAUGGUGGCCAGCUGUCCGGUCAGAGCGCAGCAGCAGCAGCAGCAGCAGCAGCAGCAGCAGCAUUCGUCUCGGGCUUCUCAGGGAACCUCACCAGGAGACGAGGAAGAGGAGCAGGACCUGGACUUGGUCCCUGAAACCCCAGAGUGAGCGAUCAGGGGGGGGAGAAACCGUGAGGUUUUUGCGCGGAAAACACUACUGGAAAGAGCUGCCUCAGGUUUUAUUUAUUAAGCGGCCAAAUCGAGAGUCGCGGCUGUGUUGCCGAUGUGCUGCAGACACAACUUUUAAUAUUCUUUCUGCGUUGCCGUUUUGUUGCCAUGGAUCAGUGUCUUAGCUUUAGAAUGAAACAAUCAGACCAACUUACACAUUAUCUUGCUGGUGAAUGGGUUUGGCUGGCAGGUAUUUGACAUAAGUGCAUAUCUAACUAUUACAGGAAAACCACCCGAGUAAUUUAUGACAUGCAGCUUUCUGUUGAGGUAUCGUCCUUGCUUCCUCACUGCCUUACCCUACAUAGGGACACUACAUAGGGACCCAGAUCUUUUCCCUGCUUUGACAAUUCAAAGUAUCUGCUAUAUAAAAGGGCCUAUAUAAGAAUGAACCACAAGGUGGGUCUUAAUUUGUCAACUUUGUGGCGUAGCAGGUGUAGUGGAUGCUUUAGAUUGUAGCUUCAGGUUCAACUAAUGAGCAAAAAUCAUCAUCAUUAUAAACUCAGAGCUGACAAUCUCCAUUCAUGUAACCCGAGAUACCACAGUGGGGCAUUUGUUUGGACUCUGUAGUUCAAUUUCAUUGUUAAAAAAGCAAGUGAAAUGAAAUAUCAAAGUAAGUAAGAUCUUGAUAAUUAUAGUAAAAAACAAAGUGAGUAAAGAAAAAAUAUUGGCCUUUAAAAAACAACAACAACCAAACCCUUGUGUCCGGAUUUGAUUAAACCCUGUUUUAAAAGUAAGAUGAAGUGGCACUAUUAGGUAUAAGGGAAUACAAGUGUUAUCAUUUUGUCACAAAUAGAUGUGGUUAAGAUCUGGUGGUAACGCAGAACAUUUUAUUUUCAUAUGCAAUAUAAAAAACAUUACAUUACCGUUACAUACGUAAUAAUGUAAUAAUUUGACGUUAUUCUCAUUCUUGUUCUCUCCUAAAAUUAGGAUUUAGGAAAUUCCACAAUACAUUUCUCAUAAGAAAUCCCUAAUUUUCCUAAUACUAUUACUAUGUUGUAAAUCAAUAAUCAAACAUAGCAUUGUGCCAGUUUUUUGCUUUUUACUCUUCAAAAAUAAUCUGUCAUGUGAAUGUAAUGAGACACAUAUGCGGGGCUGCCACAUAUUUAGAUAAAGGUUAUUUGUGUCAGCCUCUUUUGAGAAUUAUUUUCAGGUAUUAUUGUGAAAAGGGAAUGUUACAUGUAUAAGUAUGUAUAUGUAUAAGUGCCCUAACCUCCACUUUCCAAUGAGGUCCAGAGCUGCUUUCAACCAACACAUUCCGUAAAGACAUCCACACACAUGCUGUGAACAACAAUUCAGACUUUUUUUGUGGCAAAAAUAUGUCUUUCUUGCCAUCAUUGCCAUCAUUUAAACGUAUAUGCAAGACCAGUAUUGAUUGUAUGGCAGACUUUGUUUGCGAAACAGUAUUAAUCCGAAGGAAAGGUUCACACGUACAUAUCAGGGAUUUUUCACAUAAACAAUUUGCCUUCACUUGUUUAGGUGAAGGGGCUGAAUGUAUAUGGAUAUGAUCUUUUUUUACAUGAUCUAUUUAUCCAGAGUUGUUCUCCCUGAAGGACAGACUGAACAUCCGGCAGCUGUGAUGGUUGCAUUUGAACUGGUGUUUUGCUUCAGAGUGAGAGUGUAUACAUGCUGUGCAGGAAGUCACAUCAUUGUUUUUGGCCAAUUUGCAGGAUUCGAUCACUGUGUAACUGUUUGUUUAACAGUCUCAUUUUACAAAUCUACAGCUUAACUGGAUUGUCCCUGCACAGUAAAAACACACAGCAUUCUAGUAUUUCCUUCAAUGCUUUUACUGUCACCUCAGUCUGCAAACACUUUAUUUACCGUCUUCAUUUUGAGCUCAGGGAGAACGUUUUUUGAUCUAUCAGGAUUCAUCUAAAUGUUUAAGAUGUGAUUGUCUCAGCUGCCAAAAGAGCCACUGUCUCUAUGUCAUUUUGUGUCAUGCACCAGGGACCGGGGAGUACUGUGUCGGCCUUCUUUGUCUCAGAGGAACCGUCCCCUCUUCAGCAUUGUGCACAUUGCAUUUCCCGGCAGGGGUCGCUCUUUUGCGUUUGUAUUUGACAUGGGAAAGUCUGCAACCACAGUCAAUGUGAUGUCCUUGUGAGAUUCUAGCAACAAUAGAGUGGGAGACGGCAGAAACUUAUUUUGCGCCACAUGAAACACCAGCAGGAGAGGAAAGUGGUUCCCUCUAAAUGUUGAAGCGUAUUUGCAAAGGUUCAAGUGUCGUGUUGUCACGACCUGCCCUACGCCAUGACAUCCACAUGGCCUCACUGAGCUACAUAGCUAACAGGUUAGCCGGCUGGCUCGCUAAGCAGGCAUUAGCAUUGUUUAGUUUCCUGGUUCUGGAGUGUGUUCAUACUCAGGGAGUCUUAACGUGUAAAAGGAUCGAAGAACUGGUUUAUUGAUGAGCGUUGAGUAGCCUGUUCUCAGCUGGAGCCAACGUGCGUUUAGCCGAGCCUAGCGACAAGCGUGAAAGCUCAUAGGAAAAGAUUUUAUAUUGUGAUAAAUGAAGAUAUUAUUUUGUCGUGUCUUUAUAGAUGUUGGUAGGUCAUAAAAAAGCCAGGCUAAUGGUUCCUGUCGGUCGCUGCUUCGGGGAGGAAACAGCUUUAGUUUCACUUUGAAGUGGAAAUGUAAGAAAUCAUCAAUGAUAUCGUCGAUAAAAAUCACCAUUGAUAAAAACCCAACAAUGCAGUUUUACGGUAACAAGUUGACUCACCAAAGUAGUAAAUUAAAACAGGUAAUCACUAAAUAAGGUGGAAUGGCACUAUAUUUUAAAAUGUUGUUUUCUUAAAUUGUAAAUAUCCAGUGUUUUUUUUUUUUUUCGUCCCGCAUUUUAAUAUAAUGUCCGUGAUGUUUCUGCAUGAUAAUGAGUAGAAUAACAGAAUAGCUGUUUCAUGUAAAAUGGGGACCGGCGACUGAGCGCAGUGAUUUCACAGCACACAGGAGCUCCAGAAGCAUCAUUAUUGAUCAUCAUUAACGAUCAUUAUGUGCCUGAGUUCACCACGGCGCUCACGGUGCUGCAGCACGAUGGGGUCUAAUCUGCCACGUGCAACGCUCUGGUCCCAGUUCCAGUGUUGUGUUGUUUUCUUGUUGUUUGUAUUGCUUCUUAUGUGCGACCAAGACGGAACACGUCUUGUCAGAAAUCUAUACAAGUCUACCUCAGGUGUGAUUUUGGACAGCUUGAGAAAAGCACGUCCAAAAAACUUUUUUGUAUGUAUUGUAAAUCUUUUGUGUAGUGGUCCAUACAAGUAUUUAUUACUUUGUCUUUUUUUUUAAUCUUCUUUCUAGCGUGUUGUGUGCUACCUCAAAGAACAUAUUCAACAUUUGUUUCUGGUAUCUUUGUGCCUGUUGUUGUGGUGCUUUUUAAAGACCUCUUAGCCUCCUUUCAGGAAAUAGAGAGACACGAGAGAUCUGCUAAAUGUACAAAUAAGAUCUUCACUCGCAAUCUUCGAACAAAAAGCCAUAUCUUUACUUACCAGAGCAGACACAGCCACAAGUUCUGGCUCUCUGGAGUCCAUUCGCUUUAACACGCAUGGUAGAGAAUGUUUGGAUUGUUUGUAUUUCUUUGGAUCGUCCCUCCGCCGCGCUUUGUUUUGUAUCGUGCUGCAAUACAAAGGUAAUAAAAGAUCUAACAGAA
This is a messenger RNA of Gasterosteus aculeatus aculeatus (three-spined stickleback), 4573 nucleotides long. Its product is annotated as protein lin-28 homolog A. Gene Ontology annotation, molecular function: zinc ion binding; mRNA binding. Lineage: Eukaryota; Metazoa; Chordata; Actinopteri; Perciformes; Gasterosteidae. Gene Ontology annotation, biological process: pre-miRNA processing. The record is from RefSeq and is a predicted model, not a curated record. Gene Ontology annotation, cellular component: cytoplasm; nucleus.